AUGGGAUCUUCUGUGGAGGUGAGAUACGUUCAGCCUGGUGACAGGGAGGAAUUGGCUCGUCUCUUCACGCUGUACUUGAACUUCUACAAGUCGUUGGAUAAAGUCCCCGCCACGCAGUUUGAUUUGAACUUCAAGAGGUUCCUGGACCCGAAGGAGCGAAUGUGGGCAGCUGUGGCAAUUGACACGUCCACUGGGAAGCACAUCGGUAUGGUGCAGUGGUUCCACCACACGAGCACCUGGGAACCGGAGGGCUGUAUCCUGUUGAACGAUCUGUACGUGGAUGAAGAUUCACGGCUGGGCGGUGUAGGGCGGGCAUUGAUGGAGUUUGUAUUUUCGGAAGGGGACAAGAUUGGUGUCGGGAAUGUGUAUUGGCACACGGAUACCUCUAACCACAGGGCACAAUUGCUGUACACGAAAGUCGGGUAUUUGUCUUCCCAGUGCAGGUACGUAAGAAACGGUUACUGA
Huiozyma naganishii CBS 8797 is the source of this 465-nucleotide messenger RNA. RefSeq names its product N-acetyltransferase family protein. Gene Ontology annotation, biological process: protein acetylation. Gene Ontology annotation, molecular function: N-acetyltransferase activity. Gene Ontology annotation, cellular component: cytoplasm. Lineage: Eukaryota; Fungi; Ascomycota; Saccharomycetes; Saccharomycetales; Saccharomycetaceae. The coding region runs from base 1 to 465 and encodes 154 amino acids. The transcript has a single exon. The record is from RefSeq and is a predicted model, not a curated record.